Symsagittifera roscoffensis is the source of this 609-nucleotide messenger RNA. RefSeq names its product craniofacial development protein 2-like. Lineage: Eukaryota; Metazoa; Xenacoelomorpha; Acoela; Convolutidae. The record is from RefSeq and is a predicted model, not a curated record. The transcript has 2 exons. Gene Ontology annotation, cellular component: nucleus. The coding region runs from base 1 to 609 and encodes 202 amino acids. Gene Ontology annotation, biological process: chromatin remodeling.
AUGUCAAGACCUCAGUGCCCAAAAGAUCGGUUCUACGUGUUUCUCUACGAUCUUUUUCUUAACGCCCCACGGAAGGACGCCCUACUGAUCGGAGGUGACUUCAACAACAAAAUCGGCCAGCUGGCUGAUGGAGAAGAAAAGAACAUCGGGCGCUUCUCAAUUGGACAACGGAACUCAAAUGGAGAAAGACUUGCUAACUUCUCCCUGCUGAACGACCUCGUAGUCAGCAGCACGACGUUCCGCAAAAAGAGACACACGCUCCACACUUGGACUUCAAACGACCACAAAACGAGGAAACAGAUUGAUCACAUUGUCAUCUCAAGACGAUGGCGCUCUUCCAUAACAAACAUCGACAACAUCCCGAAGUUCAAGUCCGACAGCGACCACAGACCAGUAGUCUCCACCAUACAGCUGAAACUGAAGUCCUACACAAAACAGCUACGCGUCGUCAAGUAUGACCUCGCCAACCUCCGCAAGGACAAAGUCUCCACCGCAUAUAAAAUGAAACUCCAUGAGCUGUAUGACAAGGCGGAAGCUAAGGUGAAAGUGGACGCAAUGUGGACGCAAAUGAAGGACAUCAUACACUCAGCGGCAGCAAAAACCAUAUGA